This is a messenger RNA of Prionailurus viverrinus (fishing cat), 2311 nucleotides long. Its product is annotated as neural Wiskott-Aldrich syndrome protein-like. Bases 1 to 405 code for a protein of 134 amino acids. The record is from RefSeq and is a predicted model, not a curated record. The transcript is spliced from 2 exons. NCBI's taxonomy places the organism in Eukaryota, Metazoa, Chordata, Mammalia, Carnivora, Felidae.
AUGCCGGGCCUGAGGAAGGGAGAGGCCGGGGAGUGGGGACCCGGGGGUUCCCCGAGAGCGCAGAGGCGACCGUCGGCGGAGGUUCCAGGGCCGAGCAGAAAGGGACCCUCUGCCCACAUCCCGCCCGCGCGCCCGCCCGCACGCCCGGGAGAGCCGCCGCCGCCGCCGCCGCCGCCGCCGCCGCCCGGCUCCGAGGGAUCCCGCCGGACCUGCCCCUUCCACUGCGGCUCACUCUCUGCCCUGCCUGGCGCCAGUCCUGGAUCGCCGGCUUCCUAUUUAUACCACACUGGGCUCCUCUCGACUCACUUUACCAUCCCGUUCCAGGUGGACCCUAACCUCCCUCGAGCUCCCUCCCCCGGCAGGACCCCCUCCCCCAACGGCCCCCCAAAGCUCGGGCUUUCCUGAAACAUCUCCCAGAGUCUCUCCCUUUAACUGGACCCGGUCAUACCUCUCUCUCGCUCUCCCCGCUUCGUUGUCUCGCUCCCCACCCCCCACCCCCCGCCCCAUUUUCCUGUUCCCCUUCCUUCUUGCUCUCCUCCUUUGCCUUUCCCCCUCAUCUGCUUAUUUCUUGCCAUAGGAGUUUUAUUCUUUAUGAGCGUUUGCCACACAACCCCCCCCACCCCCACCCCGAAACACUCCCUCCCAGUCCCUUCCCCCGCCAACAACCCAAAAGACAGAACAAAAUACACACAAGGCAGACACAAGGCCAGAAACUUACCUGCUUUCAACCAGCUGCAAAGUCAAGGCUCACUUAAGCUCCCCCCCAAAAAUCAAUUGUCCUUCCUUUUUAAAGGUUUGCUCUCUCCUUGGGAGGGGGAAAACACCUUCUGGAUCCCAACUCCAGGCAAUCACUCUUUACAAUUUAUUUUGUCGUACAUCAUUUGAUCACCAUGAAUUAGCAACAGCAAGAAAAUGUAGGAGAGGGAGAAAAGAGAGAAAGAGAGAGGGAGAGAGAGGGAGAGAGAGGGAGAGAGAGAGAGGGAGCAGAGCUUUCUGCAAGAGAAGAAGAAGAAAAAAUGUACGUGUGACAAAUUAUGCUACCAAGAAACAACACAUCAUUAUCCUUGGGCCUGGGGCUCAGUGAGUCGUAACGAGAGUAAUAGGAAAUCCACGGUUGGGGAGAGAAACGGUCGUGCUUGGCCAGUAGAGAGAGACCAUACAGGGGGAUGGAUGCUGGAGAGACUCGCAAAAUUAUGGCUCAAGGCUAUUGUAAAAAUUGUCGAGCGUAAAUGACUGCGAUUUCAAACAUCUUUGGAAGAAAGAAGGGGAAAAAGCGAGCCCCCCCUUCCUCCCUCUCCCUCUCUCUCCCUCUCUCUUCUCUCUCUCUAUAAAGAACCGUCAAGUUUUAGUGCGCAUUGCUAAUUAGUCAAUUUCUCUCUGCCUUCACAGGCUGGCGACUUCGCUGCUGAGCUGAAACUGCUAAUUUCUGUGACCAGCUUUUUUCUUAGCUGUGAUCUGGAUGAAUGAGUAGCUGUCUCACAGAGAUGACAAAAAUAAACUCUAAUCCCCCCCAAAAUUUCCACUACAUCUUUCUCAUGCAUAGAUUUAUGAUCUUCAAGCGCUCUGUGCAAUAUGCAAACUUUUUUUUGUGUCUGUAUAUAUGCUGUUGUUUCCAGAUUUCACUACAUUGGUAUGCUGCUCCCCCACCCCCACCCCCACCCCAUGAAAUGCAGAAACCGUCUGAUCUCAAAGUAUGCCAGGAUGCCACUUUCUAGUGUCUUGAUAUUUGGGGUUUGUGUCUGAUUUGAAAGACACUGGCCCUCGCCUAAGAGGUGAGUGGCUGAGUGUACAAACUGGGGUGGGGGGCGUGGGGUGGGAAAUUAGAACUAGUAGGACGGAAUAGAGGACAGCCCUUCUCUUUACGUGUGUUUCCCUGUACUAUUCAAGCUUUCUGAUCUUGUUGGAAAACAUAUUUUCUCUAUUAUUUUGUCUGGUUAAGCAACCAUCUCGGAACUUCUGUGUCAGCUCUUCAACAGAUAAGGGUUCAGAAGUCACAUUUUUUUUUUUAAUUGAAAGAUUAUCAUAUUGUCAGAUAUGUCUUUCAAUUAGGAGUGUUUGAUUUGCAGGAGCUAGAGAGUCAAGUGCUAGGAAGCCCAGCUGCAAUUUCACAAAUGUAACCUUUAAACUUUGGACCUCAUCUGGUAUAUAAGGAUGACCACAUAAAGCUCACAUUUUUGACCCUGCUUAGCAUGCAGAAUGAAGCCCGGAAUGAUUCUGGAAUUUCAGCUGUACCAGAGAUUCAUGUGUAUUUUGGUAGAGGACACGUUCUCUAGACUCAUUUCAUGAUGUAUUGUGCCCUUACAUUUAUAGC